Molecule: messenger RNA, 207 nt
Organism: Peronospora matthiolae
Lineage: Eukaryota; Oomycota; Peronosporomycetes; Peronosporales; Peronosporaceae
Source: the annotation of a GenBank genome assembly
AUGUGCCAGCGACGGUAUGCCAACGACGUCCUCAAGCGUUUCGGCAUAUAUGAGUGCAAGGCCACAGCAAGUCCGGUCGGUUUGAGCACUUGGCUUGUCGCAAGCAGCGAAUCGGCCAAGAUCAACGUUCCGUUUCGCGAAGCUGUUGGAUCUCCAAUGCACUUAACGACUGCGACGCGCCCGGACAUUGCGUAUGCUGUGGGGUAA